AUGCGCAACAAUAUCGUGUCAUUGCCGCUUUACUUGCUUCUAAGCCUUUAUUGUCUGCAAGUUAUCCAAAACCCGAGAUUCAGGCCAUACUAUCGGCUCUAUGAAUGGCUUUGGAUACUUCUUUUCCCGUGCGCUCAAUCCGGUUACAUUGUGUGGCGAAUCUCGCUCCAAAAGCCUUCAGUGAUGCAGAUUCCGGGGACGCUCUAUGAUGUGUUGCUGUUGCUCUGCAAUCUCUCGAUAUCCACAGUUUUGCUGAAAAAUCGAAAUAAAUUGGAUGGUUUGCUGCAUGCGAUGAAAUGCUUGGCAAGAAAUACUCAAAGGAAGGGAAGCAGAGUGUUUGCGGUUUUUCUUAUCGCUGCCGCAUUUGUACUGAUUUUUUUUAGAGUCCAGGUUGUACUAUCCAACUUUGGUACCUCAAACAUUCUAGAAAUAUUUAUGGCUUUCAUAAGCAUUUGGCUGGCUCAGCGACUAGAAAUUAUGUUAGUGGGAAUUUGCUGGAUUGCUUGGGAACUGCAACUGUAUCACGGCGAUUUCAAUAAAAAGCUGCAACAGAUUCAAGGCUUCGACAGCCUUCGCCCACAUUUGCAGGUUCACAACCGACUGUGCCGUGCCGUAUUAGACUUUAACGACUUGUUCGGAUAUCCGAUUAUGUUUUCGGUUUUUACCAUCUUAUGCCUUGCAUUGGGAAUAUUGUCCAAGAUGAUUUCCAGCAACGCAGAUGUUUGCGAACGACUAAAUACUAGCGACGUCGUCCGCCGUUUGGUCUACUUAGCUCCAUAUCUAAGCUACAUAAUAGCUUUGUCCGUCCUUGGAGAAAAGUUGCGAAGAGAAGUCAGGAAGACCAUUGAGAUUUGCUUCAGUUACUCGGAGAAAUCGGAUAUAAGCUACGUGAUUGGCCCCGUUUCGGAAACCAAGGAGAAACUCCAGGUUUUGGCCAAUCAGGUCUUUCAGCGCAGCACCGCCCUGGAUGCUGCCGGGUUUUUCUCCCUGGACAGUUCGACCAUUUUAUUUGUUGUUAAUACUUUUUGUACUUAUCUGGUAGCCAUUUGGCAGUUCAUGUAG
Molecule: messenger RNA, 1062 nt
Organism: Dendroctonus ponderosae (mountain pine beetle)
Lineage: Eukaryota; Metazoa; Arthropoda; Insecta; Coleoptera; Curculionidae
Exons: 2
Coding region: 1-1062 (353 amino acids)
Biological process (GO): sensory perception of taste
Cellular component (GO): dendrite; neuronal cell body; axon
Source: RefSeq, a predicted model, not a curated record